This is a messenger RNA of Iphiclides podalirius (scarce swallowtail), 3423 nucleotides long. NCBI's taxonomy places the organism in Eukaryota, Metazoa, Arthropoda, Insecta, Lepidoptera, Papilionidae. The record is from the annotation of a GenBank genome assembly.
AUGUCAAAUCGAGCGUGGGUCACGUUGGCUACCAACGAUUCGUACGGCCUAGGAGCCCUGGUGCUGGCGCACUCGCUGCGCCGCGCCGGCACCGCCUUCCCAGCAGUGGUGCUCAUCACGCCGUCGGUGACAGAGGCAAUGAGGGAACGUCUUGGCGCGGUGUUCGCGGACGUGAGCUGGGACAUCACCUUCACGAAGAUCCACUGUUGGAACCUCACCCAGUACGAGAAGUGCGUCUUCCUCGACGCGGACACUUUGGUGGUGCAGAACUGCGACGAGCUGUUCGAGCGCGAGGAGCUCUCCGCCGCGCCCGACGUCGGCUGGCCCGACUGCUUCAACUCGGGCGUGUUCGUGUAUCGGCCCUCCGCGGAGACCUUCGCCGCCCUCAUACAGUUCGCGCAGCAGCGCGGCAGCUUCGACGGCGGUGACCAGGGUCUUCUCAACUCCUACUUCUCCGACUGGGCGCGUGGCGACAUCAACAAACACCUGCCCUUCCUAUACAACGUCACGUCAGCAGCCUUUUAUUCGUAUUUGCCCGCGCUCAAACACUACGGGCAGGACCUGAAAAUCAUCCAUUUCAUCGGCGCGGCCAAGCCGUGGCUGCAGCAGUUCGACUGGCGCACGCGGCAGGUGCAGGGGCCCGAGCACCUGCGCGGGCUGCUGCAGCUCUGGUGGGACCUGUUCGUUGGCCAGGUCCACGCACAACUGGACUCCUCCAUGGUUGAGGUUGAAGACGCCACCACGACGUUUGAGCCCCCACAAGAGUCGUACUACCCCUCUGAGUCCAGAACGGACUAUAACUACUAUAAGCCGGAUCUCGACCACUAUAAACCGGUCCUAGACCCGGAUUCAGAAUUCCACUGGCACCGUCCGGAUACUCAAAUAUCGCACGCGGAGAAAACUGCACCCGAAAUAAACUUAGGCCAGUUUCACGAUCCCUGGGAUAUAUACAAGGGCCACAUUCCCCCAAUGGCUGACGAGUCGAAAAGCACCGGUUCGCACACGCAUACCGCUGAGGAACAGCAAGAGAUCAGGCGGCAUGUCUGGGAAGUGCCGCAACAUUUCCAACAUAUUGAAUCACAAGACAACACGAACCGUUUUGAAAUACAACACGUAGAUACACAUCACGAUAGAGAAAAACGCUUCGAACACCACACGCAUUCCUGGACGCAGCCAGAUGCGACACAAUUUCAUCAGAGCGACCACUAUAAUCUAAACCAGGAGAAUCAUGAAAUAUCUUACAGAGAGCAUUACGAUUAUAAUAAGGAAACACAAUCAACGUACAGUCUCAAUGAACAUAGUUUUACCCACUCGAUCGACCAAAGAACUCAAAGCUCAUCGACAAACCAUCAAGAAUACGAUAAUAUUUCUCAACAUUCCCACGGAUCCCAUUCACAAUACAUUCACCGCAAAUCUCCACAAUUUCACGAACGCUACUCGCCACCUUUAGACUGCCAGCAAGAUAGUACACAGUCUAAAGUUUUUCACGAAACGUCAAAUCUUAACGAAGUGCACCACAACAACCACUCAAAUGACUACAACCCGCCAUAUUCCACACCGGAGGCUCAUGGAACACUAAACUCUCACUCGCAAAGCAAUCACGACCCAUUCACAACUUACACCAAGAAGGACGUAGAGCUGUUUACGCAUUCCUCAAGGAACCGAGUGGAGUACGUGUAUUGCGUGCACUUGGACCACGAGAGGGGGCGGUACCGUGAAAAGAGGAACCUGAACGCUUUGCUGCCAACCGAGGGAAAGACCAAUGGCCUCGAUGAGUGGGAGAUGAACGGACACGACGAUUUCGUGAUCCCGCGCCAUCCGUACGAUGGGUUCUACCUGAGGCACAGGAUGACCAUAGACGCCCGCGGCCGCAAGAUUUGCACGCACGAGAUCCCACCGACGCCGUCGCCUUCCGUUUCGCCACCGGAGAGUCCGAUCUUCUUCGACGCCGUUUCGCCGGAGGACGCGUGCUCGGAGCACGACCAUUCCAGUCACACUGGUGUUGCGGGUAAUUUAGCUCGGGUGACGCCUGACGCGACCGGAGCUCAAUCUGAGGCUAUCGAUGAGCUUACUCGUCGACAAGGCUGGGAGGCGGGCAACAUUGAUUACAUGGGUGCUGAUUCCUUCGCCAAUAUUUGGGCUAAGAUCUCACAAACGCUCAGUCAACCACCAGCCUCGCCACAGAACCCGCCUACUCCGCCGCCUGAAGAAUCUGAGCCUGCUCAACAGUUAGAAGAACCCCAAACGACGGCUGUUGAGGCUGAACAGUCUGCAGUUGCUCCAAUAAGCAAGGAGGAAGCUCUUGCCGAAACCGCUACACCAACCGAACUACUUUUAGAAGAAACCUCCGUCAAAUCUGAUGUUCCGUCGGAAAGUGCGCCGGCUGUAGAAGUUGCUUCGCCAAUAGAAACUAUUCCAGCAGUAGUUGCACCCAACUCUCAAGUCGCACCAGUGGAAUCGACUACUGAAGCUCCGAAAGAGGCAAUUCCAAUUGAAACUUCGAUUUCUCCGCCAGUUUCUUCUGAAGAAGCCUCAGUGCCCGUGGAGACUGCAGACAUUCCAACUGAAUCAUCUGUACCUGUUGAAAUACCAGUUCCAGUAGUUGAAGCUGUGCUAGCAGAAGCUACUGAACCGACUAUUGCCGCUGCUCCCAUAGAGUCGGCAGAAAUACCAGCACCUGUUUUAGAAGCUUCCGCUGCCGUCGAAAGUACUAAAGUAGUUGGGUCCGCUUCGGUGACUCCGGUGGAUGGAAAAACUGAGGGCGUAACAAAACCAGCAGAUACAGAAGCAACUAAAGAAGAGCCUCCUAAACCAGAGAUUGUUGCAGCCGUUGAGUCGCCACCUGGCGAUGCAGUACAAGUGUCCGCGAAAUCCGAGGAGAAACCGGCAAAACCGGAAGAAAGCCGGCUGCUAAAUCUACCGAGGAGGCAGCGCAAGAGACGCGGCUUUGAUAGAACAGCGGAGGAGCGGCGCAGGCCCGUGGGGAAGCUGCAGCUCAGCCCCCCGCUGGCCGCCGACCCACUCCCCACCCCCGAUAGCGAGCUAGAGGACGCGGCCAGCUUAGCGCAGUCGAUUAUAGCGAGCGAGCUGCGCACGCCGACGGUCACAUCGCCAACGCCCCCCCACCCCGCCUCGCCGGCGCAGCCCCAGCAAGAGAAGCGGCUCUCGGUCGAACCGCCGCAGCUGCCGACGCCACCCGUCUCCCUCACUCAGAUCGGGGUGAAACCGUCCAAAGGGAAGGCGACCAUCGCCGCCCAGAUAGAGUCCUCCGUGACGGAGAAGCCGGAGCCCGCGCCGCCCGCCGAGCCGAAGACGGACGCGCCCAAGAAGAGAGUGGUGAAAAAGGUGGUCAAGAAGGAGGCGGCGAGCGGCGAGGCGCCCGUGCCACCGCCACGCAAGAAGGAAAAGAAGCCCAAAGAGAAG